AAAUUAAACAAGUACAGGUCAGCUCUAAGAAAAUCGAUUGAAUGGUGCCCUAAUUUAUUCACUGCCGUUUUCCUUCUUUAAACAAGAACCAACGUGUCUCUCCGCCAUCUCCUAGAAGCAGCAACAAACAGUAUUCAAAAUGGGCAAGAAGCGAAAAAUCAGUGAAACAGAGGUCACGGCCCCUUCAAAGAAGGAUGAAAGUGCUCCAGAAAGGCCUCAGCGAACACUCCUUGGCUGGAAAGACAAUGGAAGUGAAGUUAAGGAAACUGAAACUCAAGUUUUUAGGAACAAAGAGAAGGUUUUGGUCACAUGUUCGCGCCGUAUCAAUUACAGGUAUCGGCACUUGAUGUUGAAUGUGGUGUCUCUUUUGCCUCAUUGUAAGAAGGAUAACAAAGUUGAGUCCAAAAGUAGUAAAGGGAUGGCACUUAAUGAACUUGUUGAGCUGAAGAGUUGUUCUUCGUGCUUAUUCUUUGAGUGCAGAAAACAUAAAGAUCUUUAUUUAUGGAUGGCCAAAUGCCCUAGUGGUCCAUCAGUGAAGUUUUUGGUUAAUGCAGUGCACACAAUGGAAGAAUUGAAGCUUACUGGAAAUCAUUUAAAAGGGUCACGGCCUCUGUUGACUUUCUCAUCUAAUUUUGAUAAAGAUGACCACUGGAAACUGUUGAAGGAAAUGAUAAUCCAGAUAUUUGGAACACCAAAGGAGCACCGGAAAUCUAAACCUUAUCACGAUCAUGUCUUUGUUUUCUCCAUUGCUGAUGAUCACAUAUGGUUUCGCAAUUACCAGAUAUCUGUACCUCAUAACGAAUCAGAUAAAGUUGCUCGAGGAGGCCUUGACAAGAUGACACUUGUUGAGGUUGGUCCACGAUUUUGCUUGAAUCCUAUCAAAAUAUUUGGUGGCAGCUUUGGAGGCCCUACACUGUAUGAGAAUCCAUUCUAUGUAUCACCCAACCAGAUUCGAGCAUUGGAGAAAAAACAGAAGGCUGGGAAGUAUGCAAAGAAAGUCAAAGCCAAGAAGAGGAGGAAAAUGCACGAGAUGUCAAAUCCUUUGGAGCCUGAUGAAUUUGCAGACAUGUGGAGGGAAUGAAAAUUCCUAAUACCAGUUUUGUUUUUCCUAAUACCAGUUUUGUUUUACUUAAUCAUAUUGUAUCGAGCGUGAUUUUGUCCGCCUUCUGUUGUUCUCGGCUUUACUUAGUUAAAAGAUUUACCCCCAUUGAAUGGUAAUCAGAUGAAAAUUUACAGAAAUAUGCCAAAAUUAUACUGCCUUGUUAUGGGUUGUGGAGUUGUGCACAUAUUUGUUAAUCUGUUUCCCAUUUCCCUUCCCUCCUUUGUUUUGGCAAAUAUAAAAAUAUCUAUGUAUUCAAAUUUUGAUUUUAUCCUUGUAAUUUAUGAUUGCUGGUUUAAAGGCUCA
Messenger RNA from Jatropha curcas, 1405 nucleotides. RefSeq names its product ribosome biogenesis protein BRX1 homolog 1. Gene Ontology annotation, biological process: ribosomal large subunit assembly; rRNA processing. The record is from RefSeq and is a predicted model, not a curated record. Gene Ontology annotation, molecular function: rRNA binding. Gene Ontology annotation, cellular component: nucleolus. Lineage: Eukaryota; Viridiplantae; Streptophyta; Magnoliopsida; Malpighiales; Euphorbiaceae.